Molecule: messenger RNA, 1478 nt
Organism: Amblyraja radiata (thorny skate)
Lineage: Eukaryota; Metazoa; Chordata; Chondrichthyes; Rajiformes; Rajidae
Product: mucin-15
Exons: 4
Coding region: 207-1421 (404 amino acids)
Source: RefSeq, a predicted model, not a curated record
AAGUCAAUACCAUCAGAUGGGCGGGGAAGGGAACAGGUUUAUCCGGUUGUGACUGCGUGAAGAGACUGCACCUGCUCGAUAAAUCCAUUCACCAUUCACCCAAAUAGUCGGGACUUCGAACGGCAAACAAUUUCUUUCCCUCUUUCAAUCCGCUUAUCUCAAACAAGGAUUCAGUUCAGGGGAGAAUCGCUGAGGGAAUCGACACAAUGGAAUUGUAUCUAAUGGUUUUAAUUGCCUCUUGUCUAACCUGCCAACUCUUGACCAUUGGAAGUGCCCAGUCGUCAACGGUACCAACAACAGCUUCGGAGAGUUUGACAACAUCUUCAACUCUCCCCACAUCUGUCAACACCAGCACUGCUGCACCUUCUGCAGAGCCAACCAGCGAUCCUGGCUUCACCCUCAAUACCGCCACUACCAAUGUGGCCUCAUCGGAAGACAGCACUUCAGUGUCCAUGUUAACAGUAAGCAGUCUCAACGACCACACAACGACUGGAUCAACAGAAACCACCAGCGAUCUGGAUACAUCAACCGCGAAUGCCACCAUCACAUCUAUGGUGACCAGUAGUCGACCCACCACCGACAACACGGCAACAGGAGACACAAGCGCCACAGACUCUGUGCCAACGGGAGCCGGCAACAGUUCCACAACCGCCCCGGACAACCACAACAGUACAACCUCACCAAACUCAACCUCAAUGGCCUCACCCUCACCAGCCUCACCCACAUCAAACUCACCAGUCUCACCCACAUCAAACACAACCUCACCAAACUCAACCUCACCCUCACCAGUCUCACCCACAUCAAACUCAACCUCACCAGCCUCACCAGUCUCACCCACAUCAAACACAACCUCACCAAACUCAACUUCACCCUCACCAGUCUCACCCACAUCAAACACAACCUCACCAAACUCAACUUCACCCUCACCAGUCUCACCCACAUCAAACACAACCUCACCAAACUCAACCUCACCAGCCUCAUCCCCAACGACCAACAGUACAACGAUGCUGCGGUCAUCGACAGUCGCGACACCCCCCAACACGUUCACUACUGACACAACCAUCAACACAACUAACGGGACGACAGCCAACAACGGGAAAGAUCUGAAUGUCAUUCGGCAUAGAGGAGGUGUGAUAAUUGGUGCCGUGCUGGGCAGCGUCCUGGGAAUCCUCCUGGUGUUGCUCCUCGCCUACCUUUACUGCACCCGCAAAAAGCCAGUCAACAUCGCUCAUCGCAGGUUGUACGAAAACUUCCCCAACGAACCGGUUCUUCGGCUGAACACGGAUGACGCAGUGGAGUUCAGGUAUCAAGACGGAGCGGCCUACUACAAUCCCUCCGCCCUGAAUGACCACAACGAGUCGCUCGGCAACGAGAAUUACGGGAUACAGAUGGAUGACAUGCCCUACGAGAAUGUGGCGUAAACCUCCCCCCCCCCCCCCCCCCCCGCCCCACAGCGUAAAACACAACGAGAAGCAAAA